Motacilla alba alba is the source of this 3227-nucleotide messenger RNA. RefSeq names its product S-adenosyl-L-methionine-dependent tRNA 4-demethylwyosine synthase TYW1-like. The transcript has 14 exons. The record is from RefSeq and is a predicted model, not a curated record. Gene Ontology annotation, molecular function: FMN binding; catalytic activity; 4 iron, 4 sulfur cluster binding. The coding region runs from base 1025 to 3037 and encodes 670 amino acids. Gene Ontology annotation, biological process: wybutosine biosynthetic process. NCBI's taxonomy places the organism in Eukaryota, Metazoa, Chordata, Aves, Passeriformes, Motacillidae.
AACCGUGAGAGGAGGAAUAACCACGAGGGUGGGGGGCGUGUGUGUGUGUGUUUGUGGGAUGAAAACCAUUAGGGGGUGUGUAGUUGUGUAGGGGAUAACAGUGAGCACGUGUGUGCAUGCCUGCUUUGGAGCUAAAAUUCUCUUGAAUUUGUGUAGCAUCUAUUGCAUUUGAGGAAGUUGUAUAAAGGUUAAGGGAAUCCCUAUAGCUGGUUUGGGUAAAACUGGGAACACUGGGCAAGUGCUCUUUAUUCUCUAUUGUGAGUCUCAGUGUUGCUGCUGGAGGGCUGAAGGGCAUCGCCUUAAGCCUUUGCUCUGAUAAUUUGAGUACCAGCCAGUACGAGUUUCCAGCCUCUUGGAAGUACUUGCAUUCUGUGUUCUUGACUGAUAUCUGCAAAAACAAGAUCUAAACUGCAGACGACAGUAGAAGGGUGUUAGCUGCGUUCCUCAGUCAAUAAAUAUCGCAAUCCAGCCUUUUUGGAGUACCCAAAUACUCCAUAAGCAAUAGAUAUUCCUAGACACCAUGCAGGUGCAUUCCUGGCUGUACCCUGGCUUACUGUGCCCUGAAUGUUCUGAACCAACCUGAAACAUCUCUGUGGUUCCAAAUCAAGCUUCACUUGCAUCAUGGAAUUCUGUGAAAGUGUUUUCAAUUGAAUCUGUGUUUCAGUCUGCCCUUGAAACUCAGUUUGUAAUCAAUGUGACAUCAAGUGUGUGUAAGCAAGGGUUGUGUUCAGCAGAAAGUUCUGUGCAGGUGAUUUCCCCCUUUGCCUGGAGCUUUCUCAUUGCAGAGAACUACAUUUGUUUGGUUUGUGUAAAACUAAAGCCAGUAUGAUCCACUGGAUGUUUCACGAGGACUUUUUCCUUUCAGGCAUUUGGACAGCACAAGUAUUUUCUGCUUUUCCUUGUAACAGAGCUGCCCUAGCAGGAAAAAACCCAGAGUCUCCCUCUGACAGUAUGGAAUGCUAGCUUGGAGCUCAUCUGACACGCCUGAGGAGGAACCUGUGGCAUUCCAGAUUUAGAUGUCUCAAUGGAUAUGUGGAGCUACUUCCAUACUUGCCUGGUGUCCAUAUGGCUGCACAGAUUUUACAUCUAUUCUGCUGUUGCUUUUGGCAUCAGCCUUUGGAUUGUCAUUCAGUUCACCACCACCAGAACCAAAAGGAAGGGUGAGAAAUCCCAUGGGAGUCCCUCUUCCCCCGAGGGAACAUCAGACAAACUGGAAAAUGGAUGUGCCCUGCGUCAGGCACAGGGGGUCCAUGUUUCUGGAGUGAAGAUCUUCUAUGGCUCUCAGACUGGCACAGCAAAGAGAUUUGCCAAAGAUCUGGCUGAAACUGUUACUUCCCUUAAUUUGCCUGUGGAAGUCAUUAACAUGGGAGACUAUGAUCCAGAAGAUGGUUUAGUAGAGGAGACAAGCAGCAGGAAGAUCUGUGUGUUCCUGGUGGCCACCUACACCGAGGGGCAGCCCCCAGAAAGCGCAGCCUGGUUCUGCAAGUGGCUGGAAGAGGCAGCCAAUGAUUUCCGUGUCGGGAAAAGCUUCCUGCAGGGCCUGAGAUACGCUGUGUUCGGGCUGGGGAACUCAGCCUAUGUGGAUCACUACAACACAGUUGGAAGGAGGAUGGACAGGUGGCUGUGGAUGCUCAGUGCCAGCAGGAUCAUGGCUCGAGCUGAGGGGGACUGCAAUGUGGCCCAGAGCAAGCAUGGCAGCAUUGAGGCUGACUUUGAGGCCUGGAAAGCCAAGUUCCUCACUCGGCUCCAGGCGCUCUGCAGAGGGGAGAAGAAGCCCUGCAGGGGGAAGUGCAAGAAAGGGAAGUGCAAAUCUUCAGGGAAGCGGAGCAAGGAAAGCUCGGACCGUGAACAGGAGACAUCAGAACAGGACAAUACUGAGGCAGAGGAAUUGUUUGAAACCAGUAGUGAGGAGGAAGCUGGAGGCACAGAUUCUGUCAUUGAUGUUGAAGAUCUUGGCAAUAUCAUGGGCCACAUGAAGAAAGCAAAGAGAGAGCAGGAUCUGCAGGAGGGAGCUGCUGGAGCUGAGAGGAGAGAGAUGAUCACCCCGGCCCUGAGGGAGGCGCUCACUAAACAAGGUUAUAAACUCAUUGGGAGCCAUUCUGGAGUGAAGCUCUGCCGAUGGACAAAGUCGAUGCUGCGGGGCCGCGGGGGCUGCUACAAGCACACCUUCUAUGGCAUCGAGAGCCACCGCUGCAUGGAGGCCACCCCCAGCCUGGCCUGUGCCAACAAGUGUGUCUUCUGCUGGAGGCACCACACGAACCCCGUGGGCACUGAGUGGCGGUGGAGGAUGGACCAGCCCGAGGAGAUCCUGCAGGAGGCCCUUGAGAAGCACCAGAACAUGAUCAGGCAGUUCAAAGGUAACUUCUCCUCUGUCCCCACCCCUGGUGCUGUUAGAGAUGAUUUAAUUUCUUUCUCCUGUUUCAAUCUGUGUCCAAGACAGGAACAUCUUCCCUGGGUCAGAAUGGGAUGUCAGUGGGAUUUUUCCUUUGUCCUUGGGUCAGAAUGGGAUGUUAAUGGGAUUUUUCCUUUAUUCCAGCAACAGCGCACUGUUUAUAGGCUGACCCUGGUGAAAGCUUGGAACGUGGAUGAACUCAAAGCUUAUGCUGACCUGAUAUCCCUUGGGAAACCAGACUUCAUUGAGGUCAAGGGUGUGACCUACUGCGGGGAGAGCUCUGCCAGCAGCCUGACCAUGGCCAACGUGCCGUGGCACGGGGAGGUGGUGAGCUUCGUGCAGGAGCUGGCGCGGCUGCUCCCGGAGUACGGCAUCGCCUGCGAGCACGAGCACUCCAACUGCCUGCUGCUGGCCCACAGCAAGUUCCAGGUGGAUGGCGUGUGGAGGACCUGGAUUGACUACGGCCGUUUCCAGGAGCUGGUCAGGGAGCACGAGCGCAGCGGUGGCUCCAGGACCUUCACAGCAGCUGAGUACACGGCCAGGACUCCUACCUGGGCCCUCUUUGGGGCCAGGGAACGGGGAUUUGACCCCUUGGAUGUGAGAUUCCAGCGGAAGAACAAGGCACGGGACGCCUCGGGGUGCUGAGGGCUGGGGCUCCCGCACCCUGCCUUCCCAGGACUCCAUUUCGGGCUGACACCUAUUUUGGAUCCACCCACCUGGAUUAUCCUGAUGUUUAGGAAGGGGGUCCAGCCUGGAUUUAACCCCUCCUGUUUUUAGGGCUUUCUGGAUGAAAAUAUUGAUAAUGUUCUUACCUUGAGAUAAAUCAGAACUGGUU